UGUAAAACAUAACUGUCAUUCUGUAGUGAAUUAUAUAUAAGCAAUUAUAAUUUGGUAUGAUUCGUCCUCACAGAAGUUCAACCUUGGAGUUAUUAAUGUGUACUAAUUUUUGACCUCGCCCCAUUAGAUGAAUUAAAACAAACAACAGAAUUGCAAAUUGAUAUUUUCUUGUCCAGUCGUAAUCACUUUAGAUCAAAAAGGUUAGGUUAACUUAUGAUAAAGAAAUGGACAUUUUGGAUAAGUUCUGUUGUUAAAAGUAGAAUUGUCAAACCAACAAAAAUGAAGAAGGCCAACAAUCUGUCAGUUAAUGGGUUUACAGCUCCUGGAUUUGAAAAAGUUGCAGACACUUUCAGGGCAAAUCUAAAGUCUGGUCUGGAUAAAGGGUCAAGUUUUGCCAUAUACUAUCAAGGUCGACCGGUAGUGAAUCUAUGGGGAGGUUACUCUGAUAUGGACUGUCGGAGAGUCUGGAAGGAAGACACAUUAUCAACGUUCUUCUCUUCAACAAAAGCUGUGGCUGCCAUUGUUAUCGCUCAUUUGGUAGAUAGAGGGCUGUUAGAUUACAAGAGACCAGUUAGCAAGUACUGGCCAGAUUUUGCACAGAACGGCAAAGAGGCAGUCACCUUGGAGCAGCUUAUAUCAAAUCAGGCAGGUUUGAUAACAUUAGAAGAACCAUACUGGCUAGCUGAACUUAAACAUGAUCCAAUCAAGCUUGGUAAAAAACUGGCUGCACAAAAGCCAUUCUGGACACCAGGUGAGAAGCACGGGUACCAUCCUCUGACCUUUGGCCUUUACCUGGACCAGAUUGUACGUCAUGCAGAUCCAAAGCAGCGAAGUCUGUCAGACUACUUCAAGGAGGAGAUUGCUCAGCCAUUUGAUAUUGAGAUUUAUAUUGGUCUCCCCAAAUCUCUGAACCACAGAGCAACAAGAGUGAUGUUGAACCAGAAAUAUGACAAAGCUCAGUAUAUCAUGGAACAAAAGAAGUAUUUCAAAGGAGAUCCUGAACUACAAAAAAUAACAAAUGACCAUUCAGCUCUUGACUUUAAAACUACGUUGAAAGUAAAUGACCCUGAUAACAGAGAAUUACCAAUUCCAUCAACACAUGGGCAUGCAACUGCUAUCAGUAUGGCAAAAUUGUUUGGAAUUGUGGGUAAUGGAGGCGUGCACAAUGGGAAAAGGUUACUGUCACAGGAAGCUAUAAAUAGAUUUACCCAACCUCUUGUAGCUGGGAUAGAUGCCAGUUUUGGAAUAGAUGCUGCAUGGAGUGUUGGUACCCAUCUUAUCACCAUGGUUACUGGGGACCAGCGUCCAAACCACAUAUUUGGACAUGGUGGCUACGGCGGACAGUAUGCUGCAGCAGAUAUAAAACACAAGAUUGGAUUUGCUUACACAACUCCGUUUCUGGACCCGUUUUCCUCCUAUAGUGACAAUGGUGAUGAAAGAAUGUAUUCUCUAGUCCAUGCUAUGUAUGACUGUAUAUUUCAAAUAGAAAAUAUCAAAGAAGAAAGAAUUUUAUUCCAACAUCAUUCUCAGUAUGAGAAAUAUUUGCAACAAAACCAGACAGCCAGUAAAUUGUGAUAAUGAUUACAUCAUAGAUUUUAGAUACUGCUUUUAAAAUGUAUAUUAAUGUAUAAAUGAUCCUGUAAAAAGGACCACCUAGUUUAUUAUAUUGAAUUAAGAUUUUUUAGGUUUCCGUUUUAUCAUUUUAAUGGAGAAAAAAGAGGGAGUUUGUUUGAUUGUUUUUAAAUAGAAACAAAAAAUUACAACAAAAGUGUCAAAAUAAUAAUGGGCUUGAAUGUCAUUUCCAAGAGGCAUUGUUAGAGAGAAAAAUUGGAACUUUUAAAGGUUAUGUGUCUUUGAUUUACUUCUUUUUGAAGAACAUCACUCUUUCACUUAGUAAUACAUGUACUUUUCAUGGAAGAAAAAGAAUUGAAAGAAAACAAGAUGUUAUGACUCAAGGGCUCUUUAGAAUUAGCGAUAUCUUCUUAAUUUUAUAUCAGUUGCAACCAGAAAUUCUAGUAAAUAGUAGUCUGUUCCUUAAAAAAGAAGCAUACUGGCUUUUAUCUACACAUUAAACCACUACAGUUUAUAAUACAUGUACUUUUCAUGGAAGAAAAAGAAUUGAAAGAAAACAAGAUGUUAUGACUCAAGGGCUCUUUAGAAUUAGCGAUAUCUUCUUAAUUUUAUAUCAGUUGCAACCAGAAAUUCUAGUAAAUAGUAGUCUGUUCCUUAAAAAAGAAGCAUACUGGCUUUUAUCUACACAUUAAACCACUACAGUUUAAAUUUACAAAACUUCUCAUUGGAAUAUAAAAACAAUCACAUUAAUGCAGAAUGCAUUCUAGCAGUGAAAAGUUGUGAUUUUAGCUUGCGUUUUACAGGAAAAUGUGCCAAAAUAGAAAAUUUCAGAUCUGUUUACUUUACAGAUUACAGAAGUAUUUUUCCAACAAAAUUAGUGACCAUAUGCCAAUAUAAAGCAUGUAGAAAGGUGUAAUCCAGACUGUGAUGAUUAUCAUGAUUUUGUUACAUUUUAUUGUUAAUGUUUUUAAUUAAUACCAAAAUUAAAAUUUAUAUAAAUUGA
Mercenaria mercenaria is the source of this 2575-nucleotide messenger RNA. RefSeq names its product beta-lactamase domain-containing protein 2-like. Bases 214 to 1575 code for a protein of 453 amino acids. The transcript is spliced from 9 exons. Lineage: Eukaryota; Metazoa; Mollusca; Bivalvia; Venerida; Veneridae. The record is from RefSeq and is a predicted model, not a curated record.